ACCAGUACACUGCGUAAAAGAUUAAUCAAGCGUAGCCGUAAGAGGAACCCGGAUAUUCAUAUCACAUGAUUCAAAAUCAUAUGACAACAACUCAGUAGACACUCAUACAGGUAGAGCUCAUUCAACACGUAACAAAAGAACAAAGACAACGCACAUAUAGAGUGAAAAAACCAUUGCCUUACCAUGCUUCGACUAUGUAUACUUUUGGUUGCCAUAGCAACUGUAUUUACUGCACCACAGACACAGGACCAGAACUCCAUUAUAAGAUAUUUUGACAUUCAGCCAGCAUCUGUUAAAAUGACCGUGACAGCACCCAAAGGUCAUGUUGUCACAUCAUUUGAACCUUAUGACAAAUCCUGGGAAAAAUUCAAACUUGAACACAGUAAAUCUUAUCAUACAGUUGAAGAAGAAACAUAUCGUAGAACUGUUUUCAAGAAGAAUGCAUUAAAAAUUGAGGAACACAACAAACAAUAUAGUCUUGGUCAGAAGUCUUAUUAUCUUGGAAUAAACCAGUUUGCAGAUUUGGAACACUGGGAGUAUAUGCAACAUCAUGGAUUCCAGGUGAAGAAAACAGUCAACAGAACCAGUACAGGGUCAAAGUUCCUCCCCCCUCUUAAUGCUGUUUUACCAGAGAAUGUAGAUUGGAGAGACAAAGGAUAUGUAACACCAGUCAAAAAUCAGGGACAGUGUGGUUCAUGUUGGUCAUUCAGUACAACUGGUGCCUUGGAAGGACAACAUUUUAGAAAGUCAGGUAAAUUACUUUCUCUCAGUGAGCAGCAAUUGGUUGACUGUUCUGGUGACUAUGGAAACGAAGGUUGUAAUGGUGGUUUAAUGGAUGACGCAUUCAAAUACAUCAAAGCUGUUGGUGGAUUAGAAACUGAAGAUGACUAUCCAUACACAGCUAAGCAACAUAAAUGUGAUUUUGAUGCCAGUGAAACUGUUGCCUCAGAUACAGGAUUUGUUGAUGUAGAAAGUGGAAGUGAAUCUGACCUCAAGAAAGCUUCAGCUUCCGUUGGUCCUAUUUCUGUGGCUAUAGAUGCCAGCCAUCAAUCAUUCCAACUUUACAAAGGAGGUGUAUAUGAUGAAGAAGAAUGCAGUAGUAAACAAUUAGACCAUGGAGUAUUAUGUAUAGGCUAUGGUACUGAUGAUAGUGGAAAUGAUUACUGGCUUGUUAAAAAUAGCUGGGGUGAAACAUGGGGUGACCAAGGAUACGUGAAAAUGACCAGAAAUAAGGAUAACCAGUGCGGUAUAGCUACACAGGCCAGUUAUCCACUUGUUUAAGUUUGGAACUCGAACAGAAAACAGAGGAUCAGUAAAACCAGAAUCUUUCAUAUACUCAACAUCUGUACUAAUUUGUAUGUGAAAAAACUACGUAGAAUUUACCAAGCAUUAUCCAAUAUUUUAAUUGUUAUAAACAUUAUCAGGAAAAACCAUAACUUACAAAAGAAAUAUUUUUCACAAUAUAAAACAAUUUUGAUAUGCAAGUUAAUUUUUUUUACAAAUGUAGAUAUUGUAAAUAGAAUGUCAAACAUUCCAGUGUUAGAGAGUUGACAUAGUUUCAACCUACAAAGUCACAACUGAAGUAGCCAGAUUUUUUGUAUACAUUUUUUACUGCCGACAUAUAUCCAGGUUGAAUUUUUUACAUGAAAAAUAAAACCAUACUAUAUCUUUUUUUGUAUUAAUGGAGUAAUUCUAUUUGGUUGUCAGAAUAUGUUUUUCAUAUUUGAAGACAGUAUUUAAUUGUCACAUUGAAACUGUUUUGUGUUUAUUCAGACAAUCUGUAUUGAUCCUUUAUACAUAAACCGGUGUUAAAUGUGAUAUUAAACGAUUGAUUAACUUGAAUGUGUAUAUGUUAGAUAUACUUGUUUCUGAAUAUUUUAUUAUUUUUUUGAAUUUCUAAAAUUGAUCUGAGAAGGAUAAUUUUGCUUACUUUUUAAAAACUAAAAUCUUAUUCAGAAUUUGUUUCUCCAAUUUUUGUGUGAAUCUCAUUUUUAAGAUCUAAGACUUGAUAUAAAAACUUAACUUGGACAUAAUAUUUGAAACGCACAAUAACAAUAAAUUUGUUUUUGCAUAAACUUUAUAUGAGAGUACUAAAGAGCACUAAAUGUUUAUAAUAAACAAUUCUACAUGUUUAUAAAUGAUGUAAACUUGGAUCUGAAAUCCUACCAGAAGUAUCACUGUCACCUAAAAUCUACAUGAUCUGCUAAGGGAGAUAAUCAGUUACUUUUACUCUAGAUAAGAAAAAUAUUUUGUUUUUUAUUUGAAAAAUUGAUUUAGUAUUAAAUUUUAAUUGUAUUAAUCAAACAAUUUUAAUAUGAAGGAAAUUUAGAAUAGAGAUCAUUCAUAUUGAGUGUCAAUUUAAUUGAAACAUCUGUUAGUUGAUAUUUAUCUUACAAUGUAAGUAUAAAAUGUUUUCUCCUUUAAUAGAGGGAUUUUCUCUUUUCCCAUUCCGAUUUUCAAUCAAAUAUGCAGCUUUGGUUUUGGUUAUGCCUUAAAUUUGUGAUUUUUGUGUUAUUUCAUCUAUGAAUUAUUCAUUAGCAACUCUAUAAAAACAAGAAUCAUUGUAAUUCAUUGAUUUAUUAUAUAAUAUUGGACAAUUUGUUGUCAUUAUCUGAUAUGUGUUAAAUUUUGUAUUUAUGAUAAGAAAUCUCAUAAUAAAUGUUCUUUUUUU
Mytilus trossulus (common blue mussel) is the source of this 2671-nucleotide messenger RNA. RefSeq names its product procathepsin L-like. Gene Ontology annotation, molecular function: cysteine-type endopeptidase activity; cysteine-type endopeptidase activator activity involved in apoptotic process. Gene Ontology annotation, cellular component: lysosome. The record is from RefSeq and is a predicted model, not a curated record. Gene Ontology annotation, biological process: immune response; positive regulation of apoptotic signaling pathway; positive regulation of peptidase activity. The coding region runs from base 184 to 1281 and encodes 365 amino acids. Lineage: Eukaryota; Metazoa; Mollusca; Bivalvia; Mytilida; Mytilidae. The transcript has 10 exons.